This is a messenger RNA of Heteronotia binoei (common prickly gecko), 1973 nucleotides long. RefSeq names its product transport and golgi organization 2 homolog (gene TANGO2). Gene Ontology annotation, cellular component: Golgi apparatus. NCBI's taxonomy places the organism in Eukaryota, Metazoa, Chordata, Lepidosauria, Squamata, Gekkonidae. The transcript is spliced from 9 exons. Gene Ontology annotation, biological process: Golgi organization; protein secretion. The record is from RefSeq and is a predicted model, not a curated record. Bases 53 to 994 code for a protein of 313 amino acids.
UGCUGCAGCAUGACCUUUCACUGACCCACUCUGGAAGAAGCGCAGCUUCCUCAUGUGCAUCCUUUUCUUUAAGUUUGACCCGCGACCUGUUUCCAAAAAUGCAUACAGGCUUAUCCUAGCAGCGAAUAGAGAUGAAUUUUAUCUCAGACCAUCAAAAUCGGCAGACUUCUGGGACAGCAGCAAUGAGAUCCUUAGUGGCUUGGAUAUGGAGGAAGGGAAAGAAGGCGGGACCUGGCUUGGAAUCAGCAAGAAAGGCAAGAUGGCGGCCCUGACAAACUACAUGCAGCCAAAGAUAGCCAAGGAUGCAAAAGGGAGAGGUGCCCUUGUGACAAACUUCUUGACGACAGAGCUGGACAGUUACUCUUACUUGAAGAAAGUUGCCUCAGAAGGACACCUUUACAAUGGAUUUAAUUUAAUAGCAGCGGACCUGAAAAGUAGUGCCCACCCAAUUGCUGACAGUGGAGGAAAAAAAACAGAAGAAGCAGGCACAGGCUCCGGUCGGUUGAGUCGUCUGAACAGCAAGGCAGGUCUCCAUGGAAGGAACACCAUCAAGGGAGAUGUAAUUUACUAUUACGGAAGCAAAGGAGACCCUGAGCCUGUCUUCCUAAAUCCCGGGGUUUAUGGCUUGAGCAAUUCUUUGCUGGAUACUCCAUGGAAGAAGCUUCAGUUUGGAAAGCACCUCUUCACAGAUGUUGUCAAGCGCAGUCAAGACCUCACCAAGGAAGACCUGGUGCAAGAGCUCAUUAAAGUAAUGAACAACCAAGACCCACAAUUGCCAGACCCAGCAAUUGAGGAUCAGGGAAAAGACUACAUCCUCCCCAUCCUGGACAAGUAUGCAGCUAUAUGCGUCCGUUGCCCAAAUUAUGGAACCAGAACAAAUACAGUCAUUCUCAUUGAUGCCGAAGGCCACGUCACAUUCACCGAGCGCACCAUGCUGAAUGCGGACGUCGACCAAUGGAAAACGAGCACCUAUCAAUUCAAACUGCAGAUUUAACAGCUUUCCGUCUGAAUGGCUUGCAAGAAAAGGAAAGAAGCACAAGCUAUUGAAGUCGGGGCAGGGGAGGCCUUAGAAUCGGGCCUUGGAGAGCAAGCGCUCGUGAAUGUGGCUGUAGCCUCCCCUAGCAACCACCAAAACCGUUUUGCACAAAAGCCAAAACAUUUUUUUUUAAACUAUAUAUAGAAACCAAGCUUUGCAGCGGUUGCUGUGUUAGACUUUCUGAAAGAACUCUACUGCCCUGCAAAAUUACCUGGAGCAAUUAUGGUAUGGGAUACAUAGGAGAUGAUUCUCAUAAUUUUUUUUUCUUUUCACCAGUAGCUUUGGGAAACAAAAUUAAGAAUCCGCAAUGUGAAUUUUAAACACAAGAAUAACAUUGAUCUGCUGAGCAGGAUCAUUGCAUUCCUUUCAGCAUUUGGGUGAAUUCAGUUUGGUGUGGUGGUUAAGUGCAGGGACUCUUAUCUGGGGGAACCGGGCUUGAUUCCCCACUCCUCCACUUGCAGCUGCUGGAAUGGCCUUGGGUCAGCCAUAGCUAUUGCAGAGGUUGUCCUUGAAAGGGCAGCUUCUGUGAGAGCCCUCUGAGCCCCCCCACCUCACAGGGUGUCUGUUGUGGGGGGAGAUUGUAAGCCGCUCUGAGGCUCUGAUUCAGAGAGAAGGGCAGGGUAUAAAUCUGCAGUCUUCUUCUUCACCACCUUUUGGCAUCCCAAGCAGACCUUGACAUUGAAACGAGCAAAGAAGCUCCUGCUCACAUGGAGCUCUAUGCUUGCUCUGGAGCUCUGCGACACUUUUUUUUUUUUAAAAAAUCACCACCUAAAAUGUCUUUUUUAACAACUAGCCUGUCAGUGUUUUGAGCAGUCAAGACACUUUUGAUUUUAACUAACUCCCUCUUUUUUUUUUUUUACACACUUCUCAAUAAGAAUUUAUUGAAAAUCAGUCUGUACCCUUUCUGCUUUUAAGAUUAAAAAAAAAGCCUUAAAAA